This is a messenger RNA of Exophiala oligosperma, 3533 nucleotides long. RefSeq lists its product as uncharacterized. The record is from RefSeq and is a predicted model, not a curated record. The coding region runs from base 497 to 3178 and encodes 893 amino acids. The transcript has a single exon. Lineage: Eukaryota; Fungi; Ascomycota; Eurotiomycetes; Chaetothyriales; Herpotrichiellaceae. Gene Ontology annotation, molecular function: DNA binding. Gene Ontology annotation, cellular component: nucleus.
AACAACACUCCGUAUUCACAUACAGGUCCUUCGUCUCCUUGCUAAAGUCUCGCUUGCAUGUCGAGCCAUUGAUAGCAGGCACCCCAUCGCUGGGUAGCAAACGCCAACAAACGGAGCCAAUGACAUAGUUCCCCAGAUCCCUGCCAGCCUCAUUCCCCUGCCACCCAACUUUGCCCACCGCCUGCGCCUUGACUGUACAUACUUGCCAACAACUACAUCAUCAUAUGAACCAGAACGUGGCACGAGACUGUCUUUAGUCACUCGGUCGAAUCGCCUUGACUUUUCCCAAACCGCCAUUUGUGCCUCCCGUCAGAGCCGAUACCAGGUACCGUUGUCCACGAUCGGACGCUGUGACAACCUUCAAGUCCUACCCGCCUAAGCGCCGUAGGACAAUCGCAAUCUCUCCACAACCACUUCCCAGAUACAAAUGAUACCUACGGUAUAAGCGCCUUGAUCACGGCCGGCGCGGGUCGCAUCAUGCAACUUCCCGUCCAUCAUGCCUUCCAGGAUUCGAGAUAACAGUGCCGAGAGGCGGCGAGAAAAGAAGGAAUCUUCAAAACAUGAAAAAGAUCGAGAUCGGAGAGACAAAGAUCGGGACAGAGACAGAGACAAGGACAAGCACAGAUCUCAUCGCAAAAUCUCAACCAAGGAAAAGACCUCUUCAAGAACAUCCCUCUCUCCGGUUGACGACAAACGGCGGCCCUCCAUGCCUGGCAAAGUGGAAGAGACACCUCUCAAGUCCGAAUCAAAAUCCAGCCUGCCCUACCCAUCCUUUUCGAAAGAGCACAGUCGUGAGGCUGUAGGAAGCGCAGCCCGACCAGUCCUGAACAUACUCACCCCUCCAGCCACGGACCUGAAUGCUUCCAAAGACAAACUGUCAACGACGAAACACAGUAGCCCCAAUGCACCUCCCAGCCCACCAUUGACCGAUAAAAAUGCUGGCUCAGGGAGAUGGAAAUCGAGCGCCGGCAAGCCUGUCUCUGUGCAGACGAUUGCCGAGGAGGAGAGAUCGUCGAAUGGCGGGAAGGAUGCAAAGAUCAAAGUCCGCCUCCGACCACAGUCGUCAAGAUCGAAUGGUCAUCUACGAAGCACAUCAGAAUUGGGGACCGAUAGUUCGCCUACGAGGAAGCAUCGGGAUGUAAUCGACAAAUCUCACAAACCAUCCACGCCGCUCCGCAACAACAUUCCCCAACGAUCUGUCAGUCAGCCGACGAGAACAGAGUCUCCAUCUACACCAACCACCACAGCGACCGAGUCAGUAGCGAAUACCAGCUCCGAUGCGACGUCCAUCGCACCGGAACAACCUACCAUCCAGCGACCUGGAUCCAAAGUACCCUCAGCUACCGUUUAUUCACAUGCACACACACCCGGCUCCAUACAUCCACAGUCACAAGGAGUCACACCGUUGGAAGUGUUUAUGGAGAGGGAGCCGUCGUUACUGUCAGAGACCCCAGGAGGAGUAUCUGCAACGCCUGGCCCUCCGCCUCCGCCGCCUCCUCCAGCUCCUGUUGCAAUUCCAAAAGUUGACUACCUUCUCCAACAUGGCGGACUGCAUCGUGCAGUACCUAAAAACCUCUUGCUGGCAGGAAAACCGAUGGCAAUCCAGCAGGCACAGUCUCCUGCACAGACUCCUAUUGUGAUUGCAAACCUGUUCGAGCCCUAUACUGCCCUGCUUGAUGAUUUUGACAAAGUCAUGUCCAAGAACGGAUCAUUAGCUGUCGCGACUGGGUAUCGAUCAGUUGCACGACGUCUACUCGACAGGUUGGAAGCCGUAUUUUCGCGUGAUAUCUCAUCAGAGGCUUGCCAGUGUCCAAUGUGCGAGUACGAUCACUCCGAAGAUGUCAGAGGAGUCAGCUGGGGUGAAGUACUCGAACUAGUGUCUGGUCGGAGAGAUUUGCCCGCAUGGCCUCCAUUCGCUUUUACGCAGUCUCCUAUCGGUUUGGGCAUCUCGCUUGAAUUUCACGUACCGAUGCAAAAGCUAGAUAUCGAUGUUCCCGAAGAAUAUCGCGAGCACUAUAUCCGGCAAUCACGCAAAACGAAGCAAAGUGUGGACAAAUGGUUGACUCGGCAGACCGACAAUCCAAGCUCGCCACCAGAAGAAGUCGAUGAAGAGACGCUCACUUUUGCAAUUCUAACGCAUCUGCCUGCUGACCAGAGACCCGUUUUUAAAGACCUUCUCGGUAUUGUGGAUCGACCCAUCGAACCACCCAGGAGAAUACCAACACCAGAACUUCAGACGCCGAACGGUGCAAUGAGGCCUCCACAGCCAACACCUACUCCCGCGCCGGUGCCAAAGAUCAGACCUGCACAUAUCGCCAUAGCGUCUGAAGCCAUACAGCGUCUGUACCGGAUACACGCUGUACCAAGAGACUCGGAGACGGCCUUGUUCAUGUUGAAUAAUCCAACUCUACACAACGCCUUGGCCACGCUCGCAGCCAUCUCGAAUGACGAAUGGGAGAUUCUGGUAUCUGGACGUUUUGAUGGCUUCCUUCGUAGUGGUGCUGAAGAUGCCCCACCUUCAUGGCAUGACUUGCCUCCCUCACGAGGUCCUACACCGCAUCAUCAACCAAUGAGAGGUGCCACCCCAGGUUACGCAGGAACGGCGAAUGGUUCUGGCGGGACAAAUGGCCAACGUUCCCGACAAGGAAGUUACACACAGCCAUACACCACGGGCACAGCUCAAUACGGGGCUCCGAUCGCGUUUGACGAAGAGACUGAACUCGCGACGUUGGCCGAGAUCGAGCGUGACAUCUAUGCAGGCAUGGAGGCGCUCGAGGACGCGUUUGAGGCAUUGCACAAUAAAGCAGAGGUUGUUCGACGUGCGUUGCGUGAGCGUUCGGCCGGACUCGCGGCGGCACAACAAAGGCGACGCGGUGGUGUGGGUGGUUCAGGGAUCGAAGUCCGCAUGGACACUCCGGGUAAUCUUAGCGAUAGUGGUGGUGGUGGUGGCGGCGGUGGUGGAACGGGUCGAUGGGACGCCGAGACCGACGACGGGUUGGGUGAAUGGGAUGGGUUCAGUGAGAUUGCGCCGGACGAUAGUGCGAGUAACAUUUCCAGCGCGAGGCGACGAAGACCCAAACGGAGAAAUGAGAGACGGACGCCGGCAUUGAUCGAGGAGGAAGAUGAAGAUUUUGAUGGUGUCGGUAGUGAAGGUACCGGUAGUCCUAGGAAGAGGUGAUCGAUGAUCGGUCACCCUACUUUAGAUGUGUACCUAGGUACGGGGCGAGUAUUGUUGAUCCCAGACCCAUUCAGACACAGUCAUUGUACGGAGGGGAGUACUUUAUGUACGGAAUAGGAGUGACGCCUUUUUUUGCCUCUGCAUUUGCUUACAACUGGGGCGUUGAGCGUUUCGAAAGCAUUUAGCAUUGAGUACCGAAACAAAAAAAAACAUCGACUACGACUAUGAAUGCAUGUCACCGCAAGACCAGAAAGGGAAUACCUUGGGUAACUUGAACGAGGACAUUUCUGCGUUGGCACUUGUACAGGACAGUUUCAAAAAGUUGCCCAGUACCGAGAGUAUUGAUGUUCCUCUG